Molecule: messenger RNA, 2499 nt
Organism: Cryptococcus wingfieldii CBS 7118
Lineage: Eukaryota; Fungi; Basidiomycota; Tremellomycetes; Tremellales; Cryptococcaceae
Product: AMP deaminase
Exons: 11
Coding region: 1-2499 (832 amino acids)
Biological process (GO): AMP metabolic process; IMP salvage
Cellular component (GO): cytosol
Molecular function (GO): AMP deaminase activity
Source: RefSeq, a predicted model, not a curated record
AUGAUCGACCCACAGUUGUUCAUUCCCGGUGUCCAGACACCGUUCACUCGUCCCGCGUCCCCCAGCAGCCUCUCUUCUGGCAGUCUUUCACCGGGUCUGCCUGCACCCACUCCUCGCAUAGAGCAAAGCAAAGAUGAAAUUGAACAUAUGCUGAUCAAAAUGCAAAUCCUUGCCUUUACAGAACACGGUAUUGGGAACGAACUUGAAUCCCUCUACGCAUCAUUCUCCCGCUGCCUCGAGCUUCGAGACAAAUACCUCGAACUGUCCAACCAGCGUCUCGGCGACAACCCGCGAGACCACGACGGCACAUUCCACGGCUUCAACCCCCCCUCCGCCGCCGACGUCACCGGCCUCAAACCCGAGUACAACCCCGAGUCCUCCGAGCUCCCUCCCAAUGCCGAAGACGCCCUGCCAGCAUGGAACAUCUAUCCCCCUCCUCCCGCGCCGCAUUGGCACUGGAAGAAGGCUGAUAAUGGUCCUCUGCCUGAGCCUGCGCCGCUGACUAACCAGGGUGAAGAGGAGAAUGACGGCAAGAAGGCGAAAGGGGUGUCGUCGAAGGAUAGUGAGGUGUUUGAAGUGGCAGACUGUGAGAUUCCUGGGAGGGACCCGACUGGGUGGACGUACGGGCUUAAUGAUGAGGGUGUCUUUACUGUAUUCGCUGCGGAGCCUGCUUCGGCCGAGGCGACUCCGGUGAAGGAAGGUGAAGCUCCCCAGCGCAAGACUCCUCUGAGCCGUGUGCCCACGCUCAAAGAGUACUUUACGGACCUCGACUACCUCCUCGGUGUCUGCUCUGAUGGACCUGCAAAGAGUUUUGCGUUCAGGCGACUCAAGUAUCUCCAGAGCAAGUGGAGUUUGUAUUGCUUGUUGAACGAGUAUCAGGAGUUGGCGGACAUGAAGGCUGUUCCGCACAGGCAACGCAGAGACUUUUACAAUGUCCGAAAGGUCGACACCCAUAUUCACCACUCGGCUUCAAUGAACCAGAAGCAUUUGUUGCGAUUCAUCAAGUCCAAGCUGAGAAAGUCGCCCGAUGAAAUUGUCAUCCACCGAGAUGGCAAGGAGCUUACCCUCAAGGAAGUCUUCCAGUCGCUCGACUUGACUGCUUAUGAUCUCUCCAUUGACAUGCUGGACAUGCACGCGCAUCAGGAGUUCCACCGAUUCGACAGGUUCAACGACCGAUACAACCCUACCGGAUCUUCUCGUCUCCGAGAGAUCUUCUUGAAAACUGACAACCUGUUGAAGGGCAAAUACCUCGCAGAGCUGACUCAGGAAUUGAUCACCGAUUUGGAGCAAAGCAAAUACCAGCAAUCCGAAUGGCGUCUUUCCAUCUAUGGCCGAAACACCAAUGAAUGGGACAAGCUUGCCAAAUGGGUUGUCAACCACAAGCUCAUCUCGCACAAUGUCCGAUGGCUUAUCCAAGUCCCGAGGUUGUAUGAGGUGUACAAGGGGCAGGGGCUGGUGAACAACUUUGAGGAUGUUGUGAAGAACAUUUUUGGACCGCUCUUCGAAGUCACUCAGGACCCUUCUUCCCACCCCGAGCUUCACAUUUUCCUCCAGCGAGUUGUCGGAUUCGACUCUGUCGACGACGAGUCCAAGCCCGAGAGGCGAUUGUACCGCAAGUUCCCGACGGCCAAGAUGUGGGACACCAAGCAGAGUCCGCCUUACAGCUACUGGAUCUAUUACAUGUAUGCCAACAUGGCCAGUCUUAACGCUUGGCGCAGAUCCCGUAACUUUAACACAUUCGUCCUCCGUCCCCAUUGUGGUGAAGCCGGUGAUCCCGAUCAUCUCUCCUCCGCUUUCCUCACCGCCCACUCCAUCUCCCACGGUAUUCUCCUGCGAAAGGUCCCUGCUUUGCAGUACCUCUUCUAUCUCAAGCAGAUUGGUCUUGCCAUGUCGCCUUUGAGUAACAAUGCUCUGUUCUUGACUUACGAGAGAAACCCCUUCAAGGACUUUUUCAGGACAGGUUUGAAUGUCUCGCUAUCUACCGAUGACCCGCUUCAAUUCCACUUUACCGCAUCUCACUUGCUCGAAGAGUACUCGUGUGCUGCUCAGAUCUACAAGCUUACCCCCGCCGAUAUGUGCGAGCUGGCCCGUAACUCCGUCUUGCAGUCUGGCUGGGAGAUGCAGGUGAAGAAGCACUGGAUUGGACAGCACUGGUACCUGCCCGGUGCGGCUGGUAAUGACAUCCACAAGACGAACGUUCCCACCAUCAGGUUGGCGUACCGUCAAGCUACCUUGUUGGAAGAGCUUGCUCUCAUCCGACACGGCAAACACUCCCCGUCCGCUACCCCAACCCACCUCAAACCUCGCACCGAGACCACCGCCGCCAUUCCCGAGCGUCCCGGUAUGACCACCCAAGCAUCCGACGUCGGUGCUGCCGCCAUGUCUAUGAGCGCUGGUGUUGGCACUGCCGGAGUUGGGGCUACCAAUGGAUCGCACCUCGUCGGAGGUGCGAGCGAGUUGGACCAGAGGAGCUUGGAGAAGCAGAGAGGGCAACAGUAA